AUGUCUCCAGCAGUCACAAUUCCUGGAGUUCGGACAGAGUUUGUCUACAGAAAGCCACCGCCAACGCCGGAGUUCCUCGACACGCCAAUCAAUCUCUACUCCGAUGCAGACAACUACAGAGACAAGCGUGAAGUAUUUGUUCGCGAUAUCCGCCCUGAUAUGUUUCAGUUUAAGACAGAGAAUGAUGGUCUAGAAUUUCUGAAGCAUGAAGUUGAUAUCAAAGACUGGUCCAACGAGGAUGAGAUUCGAGAGGUGAUGCUGAGAGAAACGGAAGAGUUACUCAAGAGACAUUUCAACUCCAAGAGAGUAUUCACGACUGUUCAGCGAAUUCGACACUCCGAUUCAAGUGGAGUCAGGAAAGAUACCACACCAGUCUACUCUAUCCAUGCCGACUUGACCGUCCGCAGUGGCUUGGAACUCUUAGAAAACACCGCAGCCAACAUGGAACCUCUGCCGAAAUCUCUGCCUCCUAAGGGCCGAGUUCUUCUGGUCAACGUAUGGAGGCCUCUGAAGGCCAUCAAGCGUGACCCGAUUGCCUUUCUAGUGCCUAGAAGCAUCAAACUCGAAGAACGACAUGCACAAAUCUUCUCACAGCCUGAGGGGAAGUUCAAGGUCUUUGGGAGAGAUGCCCAAGACUUCUGGCUGGAUACUGCCUCCUACAGCAAGGAUCAGGAUUGGGUGUUCCUGGAUCAUCAGCAGCCAGAUGAGCCUGUCUUGUUCCUUCAAUGGGAUAGUGCCGGAUUAGAGAAGUUCGAGUCAAAGAUGGCUGUGUUUCAUAGUUCUUUCGAGGAUUCGCGGUAUAUCAACGACACGGAGAGAGCAAGUAUUGAGAUGAAAUGUCUCGUUUUCUUGAACGAGUGA
Messenger RNA from Colletotrichum phormii, 861 nucleotides. RefSeq lists its product as uncharacterized. The coding region runs from base 1 to 861 and encodes 286 amino acids. The transcript has 2 exons. Gene Ontology annotation, molecular function: oxidoreductase activity. Lineage: Eukaryota; Fungi; Ascomycota; Sordariomycetes; Glomerellales; Glomerellaceae. The record is from RefSeq and is a predicted model, not a curated record.